Molecule: messenger RNA, 1914 nt
Organism: Cornus florida
Lineage: Eukaryota; Viridiplantae; Streptophyta; Magnoliopsida; Cornales; Cornaceae
Product: LEAF RUST 10 DISEASE-RESISTANCE LOCUS RECEPTOR-LIKE PROTEIN KINASE-like 2.1
Exons: 3
Coding region: 1-1914 (637 amino acids)
Biological process (GO): protein phosphorylation
Molecular function (GO): polysaccharide binding; ATP binding; protein kinase activity
Source: RefSeq, a predicted model, not a curated record
AUGUCUCAGCUUCUCUUCAUCAUUGCUUCCUCUCUCUGCUUCCUGAUCAUCAGUACCUCCAAUGGCGGCAAGGACAUAGAUUCAUGCCCUUGGCACAUGUGUGGCGACGUUAACAUUAGCUACCCGUUUUGGCGAGUAGACACCACAACCUCGAGCCAGCACUGCGGUUACCGGGGCCUCGGCCUCAACUGCUCGAGCUCUGACCAGCUCAUCAUCAACCUACCCAACAACGACGCUUACAGCGUUAUAAAUAUAAAUUAUGACAAUAACACCCUCAUUCUCGUCAAUGUCCAUGCUACCACCGACCCAUACUGCCCCAGGCCGCGUCACAACCUCAGUCUUGACACUUGUACUGUUCCAUUGUUUCACUCCCAAUCAGAUUUGAACGUUAAUUUUUACUUCAAUUGCAGUGGUUACCCUACAGAUGAUCCUCCUAUACGGUGCUUGGGAUUUGGUUUGAACAAGUCUUCCUAUGUUUUCGUGGCCGGAACAGAGCCUAACGUUAAUAAUUGGUACGAUUACUGUGAGGAGAAAGUGGUGACAACUGCGAUGGAGAACCCGAUGAUCCAAAAUAUUUCUUCUGUGUUCACGAGUAUGGUUGUUUGGGUCAUGAACAACGGGUUUAUGCUCAAUUGGGGGACGGUGAAAGAGUGCGGUGCGUGCGAGGCGUCUCACGGGCGCUGUGGCUACGACAACUUGACUAGAGAGUUGUUGUGCUUUUGCCCCGAUGGCACCACUCAAGGACAAUACUGCAAAAAAGUUGCUUUGGUUUCUCUCAAGGCCGAUCCAGAUGACUGCAAUGUUUUUGCUGCAGGAGUUGUUUUGGGCGGAAUUGGAAUAUUACUACUAAGUAUCAUUUUGUGUUGCACUACAUCAAAAACCUCUUCAUAUAGAUCAAUCAUAUUCUGGAGGAAGAAAAUAAACUAUAAUCAGAAUCUUGAGGCCUUUAUUAAGAACCAUGGAUCUCUAUUUCCCAAAAGAUAUAAAUAUUCAGAUGUUAAGAAAAUGACAAACAAUUUCAGAGAUAAACUUGGUCAAGGAGGAUAUGGUUGUGUGUACAAAGGAAAACUACUUGACAGUCAUCUUGUAGCAGUGAAGCUCCUUGAUGAAUCCAAAGGAAAUGGAGAAGAAUUCAUCAACGAGGUUGCAAGUAUCAGUAGGACUUCACAUGUUAAUGUUGUCACUCUUUUGGGGUUUUGUGUUGAAGACCGUAAAAGAGCUCUCAUUUACGAAUUCAUGCCUAAUGGAUUUCUUGAAAAAUUUAUAUACAGUGAAGGCCUUUUGAAGACCAAUGGGCAUUUGGGUUGGGAAAAACUGUAUCAAAUUUCAAUUGGGAUAGCUCGAGGACUUAAGUACUUGCACCGUGGGUGUAACCAACGGAUAUUGCAUUUUGACAUAAAACCUCACAAUAUUCUUCUUGAUGAAGAUUUUUGUCCUAAGAUCUCCGAUUUUGGGCUUGCAAAACUAUGUACUAAGAAAGAGAGCAUUAUAUCAAUGUUGGAAGCUAGAGGGACGGUAGGGUAUAUUGCUCCUGAAGUGUGCUGCAGAAACUUGGGAGGAAUAUCGCACAAGUCUGAUGUCUAUAGCUAUGGAAUGAUGAUAUUAGAAAUGGUUGGAGGAAGAAAGAAUGUUGAUGAUGGGGCGAGCCAUACCAACAAGAUAUAUUUUCCACAUUGGGUCUAUAAGCACCUUAAGCUAAAUGAAAAGUUAGGAUUUCAAGAUGACAUGACCGUGGAAGAAAACGAAAUGGCAAUGAAGAUGAUAUUAGUAGGGUUGUGGUGCAUACAAACCUAUCCUUUACAAAGGCCAUCAAUGAGUAAGGUGAUGGAAAUGCUGGAAGGUGGCAUAGAGACCCUGGAAAUUCCACCCAGACCCUACUUAUAUUCUCCUUCAAAAUCAGCAGCAACGGAAUAA